Molecule: messenger RNA, 1742 nt
Organism: Etheostoma cragini (Arkansas darter)
Lineage: Eukaryota; Metazoa; Chordata; Actinopteri; Perciformes; Percidae
Gene: eif4e2
Product: eukaryotic translation initiation factor 4E family member 2
Exons: 8
Coding region: 118-819 (233 amino acids)
Biological process (GO): translational initiation
Cellular component (GO): cytoplasm; eukaryotic translation initiation factor 4F complex
Molecular function (GO): translation initiation factor activity; RNA 7-methylguanosine cap binding
Source: RefSeq, a predicted model, not a curated record
UGUCUAAUCGACCAACAUACUGCGUGCGCGUACACGUGCGUCCGCUGUGCGCGCCGCCGUUCCUGCGGAAUUCAGGAGGCUGUGGUCCGACUCCGAAAGACUCUCACCUAGAAAAUAAUGAACAACAAAUUUGACGCUCUGAAAGAUGAUGACAGUGGAGACCACGACCAGGACCAAGGCUCACCGAAAGACAGUGAGAAGGAAAAAGCUGAAGACGAGGACAAGGAACAGAACAUCUCCAAGAAAAAGAUGGUGGUGCCAGGUGCAGGAGAGCACCCUCUUCAAUACAACUACACCUUUUGGUACUCCAGACGCACCCCAGGGAGACCAGCCAGUACUCAGAGCUACGAGCAGAACAUUAAACAGAUUGGUAGCUUUGCCUCGGUGGAGCAGUUCUGGCGUUUCUACAGUCACAUGAUCCGGCCAGGCGACCUGACGGGCCAUAGUGACUUCCACCUCUUCAAGGAGGGUAUUAAACCCAUGUGGGAGGAUGAUGCCAAUAAGAUGGGAGGGAAGUGGAUCAUCCGUCUGAGGAAAGGCCUGGCGUCUCGGUGCUGGGAGAACCUGAUCCUGGCCAUGCUCGGGGAGCAGUUCAUGGUUGGAGAGGAGAUCUGCGGGGCUGUGGUGUCCGUACGCUUCCAGGAGGACAUCAUCUCCAUCUGGAACAAAACGGCUAGCGACCAGGCCACCACAGCCCGCAUCAGGGACACCCUGCGCAGAGUCCUCAACCUGCCUCCCAACACCAUCAUGGAGUACAAGACUCACACAGACAGCAUUAAGUAUAGCAUGGGAAGACUUCCAUGGACUGGUGAAUCCUAGUGGCGGACGUUAGCCCCUCACAGACGACCUCUGCAGGAGUGUGCGAAUAUGUGAUGUGCUGGGGGAUGACGAGUCUAGAGAAGAAUUCCUCCAUGUGGAUUGGCACUGUGUAAGACGAAGACAGAGCAAAAAGUCAGGAUCAGAGGCAAGAAGACCAAUUGCGUCUUUGCGUCAAAUUGGAAAUGAACCGAAAAGCCUGUCAACAGAACACUGAACCAAGCCGAAGAAAGAAAAAAUGCGUUAUUUUUAAUCAACCAGAGAAGAAAGAAAGAGCCUCCUAUUGUAUUUUUUAUUUUUAAUCAUGCGAGUUAUGACAUCUGUUAACUUGGCACCAGAGCAAGGCCAUGUGACUAGUGUUUGCUGAUCUGGCCGUUAGCUGUUAACAAAGUGUACUUGACAAAAUACAACAAAACAAAUCUGUUAUUUAAACUAGAUCAGCUCGUGUUGCUUUGCAUAACAUCACACAUCCUGCUGUUAAAAACGAAUCUGUUUUAUUGGGACUCAAACUGGGUUGCAGCUAGAUGUUAUUUUAUUACAGUGCUGAAUUAUAACUAUAAUUCCUCUGGUCAUUUCAAACUAGAACGAUAACUAUUAAUAUUGUGUAUGAUGUAUUUGUAAAUACAGUCUACUUAAAAAGAUCACUUAAGUGAAUCAGGAAUGAUUCUCUAUCUGGGAGCUGGAGGUUGGAUCCCAAAGGAUGAGGACCAUCCUGUGCUGGGCAGGUUGUAGAACCGGCAUCGUAAUAAUGGACUGAAUCACUGUGCCUGGCCUCGAGCCCAACCCCAAAACCAGUUUUUCCUGUUUUGUCUUUAUCCCACCUUUUAAAGAAUCCAAGGGAUGGGCUCUGCUUUAAUGUCCUCAAAGGAGUAUAGGAGUCCUGAAACACUGACCUUCACUCCCUUUUCCAUUUUGUAGAAAAAGAA